UGACAGAUAACACAAGUGGCAGGUAACGAGCCAGUAAGCUGUGACCACCCAGAGAGUAGGGAGAACAAUAUGCUGUGGUCAACAGGAGAAGAGUAAGCUGUGGUUACCGGAAAGCAGUAAGCUGCUGUCGCCAGGAGAGCAGUCUAGCAAUAGUCGUGGUGACCAAGGAUGCAACCAAUCACAUGCACUUAAACAAUCAUGAAGGGACUACAGUGCCUGAUUAUCCUUUGCGCUCUUCUUGUACAUGUUGCUUAUGCCAGAGUAGAGGCAGCAGUGUCAGAGGUGAUGCUGGAUGGUGACGUAGAGGAAAUUAUUGCUGAGGAGGAUGAGACGAUGAAACCAGUAGGCAAGUCUGAGGAAGAGGCAGACGACCUUGUUAUUGAGGAUGUGGAUGAGCCUGGCGACAAGUGCAUCAGGUACUCUCCUAAGGAAGUCUUUUAUUCUCACCUCAACCCUCGGCUCCUCAGGAUAUUAGAUGAGUUAAGUCACUUUGUUGAGUCGGUGAUGAGUCGGAUUGAGUCUUCUCUACAAACACUGCUUCCUUUUGUUAUUCAGUCACCCAUAGGCAGGAUGAGGGUGGAGGAGGUGUUCCCCGAGGUGCGUGCCUUCAUGAUGGGCACCAUGAGGGAUGUGUAUGAUGAGAUUGGUGCCACCUGGAAGGAUUUGAUUCAUGCCCAUGCCCACCGCCUCGCAACACCCUCACACACCUUAACACUGCUCGCCCACAUCAGGGAGACGCAGCAGCAGGGGGAGCAAAGGCUGGUGAUUAGUCUGCAAGAGUUCUCUGUCACCCUCAAGGCUAUUAUCUACAACAGUAUCCAGGUCGUCCAAUCAUCUCUGAAGCUCCCCAGUGAGGCAGACAACCUCAGUGCUGACCUGGUCAUCAACAGCAGAAUAUUUAAGGACUCCCCUAACUUUCUCGGGUCACUGAUGUCAAUGAUCCUAAAACGUGGAAGUGAUCCAUCUGGUUACAAGAAGGCAUUCAUGAAUCCACUAAGAUCCGCUACGGCAUUCGUCGAUAAGAUGUACACCUCUCUGGAAACACUCAUAGAAAAAGAUGGUUGGGACCAGGUGAUGGAGAGCUUCUGGAGAAGUACCAUCAUCGCCGCCCAAAAUUACACUAAGGAGUCUCCCAUCCACGAUGUGAACUUUGAAGUUAUAUUUCAAAAUGAAGAAUACCUGGCGGAGCUGGUCCUCCAGCUGAUGGCCUCCUUCUGAUGCAGAACUGAUCUUUAUGUAGAAUUCGACAUUUAUUUGACAGUUAUGCCUCAAUUUCACAACGUCCCUGCUAGCAAACAUCUUCAACAAUAUUCAAAUUUAAUAUAAAUAAAGAGUAACAUACCAAAAAUCUGUCAGCUGGUGAUCAAUCACGUAGAAUUAUCUUACUAAUUCAUUAUCAUUGUAUCCUCCUUAGUAAAACUGACAUUUUUAGUGAUACAAA
Messenger RNA from Procambarus clarkii (red swamp crayfish), 1441 nucleotides. RefSeq lists its product as uncharacterized. The record is from RefSeq and is a predicted model, not a curated record. NCBI's taxonomy places the organism in Eukaryota, Metazoa, Arthropoda, Malacostraca, Decapoda, Cambaridae.